UCGAUUGUGUGCGCUGCGUACUGGCUAACGUUUUUUUUCACGGACAGUGAGUGUGCGGAACUUGUGCGUGCGUUGUUCCUUUCUUCCGUGUCGGGCUUGAACGCGUGCAAAUCUUGCACAGGAUUGCAGCAAAACGGUCUCGUCGCUUGCUAGAGGAAGCGGUCUUGGCCGGUGGCGAGGAGUCUACUUGGAUGCCUGCUCCGCGGAUUACACUCCAGCUGUUUAAAUUUUCUUGCCAGUAAUUGCAUCGUUGGCGUACAGAAAAAAGCAGAGUGUAGAAAGUGACGGAAGUGCGAACCGGAAAAGUUAUAGGACGAUUGGAAGCAGUGUGAAGAGGAGAGGGUGGUGUUGAAUACACGCCCGCGUGGUACAGCAGUAGCAGAGGAUUGGGAUCAUCUUGCCCGGUGUUCCCAACUACGGCGUCAAGAUGAGUUGCCCAAUGCCGGAGAUUGGCUCCUGCAUUUCGCUGAUAUCGAAAGCUGAUAUCCGCUACGAGGGUCUACUGUUCACCGUCGAUCCGGAGCGUUGUACGAUCGCGUUAGCUCGAGUGAAAUCGUAUGGUACGGAGGAUCGCGAAACGCAGUUUCCGAUCGCGCCGCAGAACCAGUGCUACGAUUACAUUCUGUUCCGCGGGACGGACAUUAAGGAUAUACGCGUGAUCAACAACUCGGUUCCGAAUGAUCCGGCCAUCAUGCAGAUGCAGCUGCCGCAGCAGCAGCCACCACCCCAGAUGCCGAUGCCGACCAAGAUGGGCCAACCGAACUACCAGUCGCCGCAGGGUUUCAUGAUGCCGCAGAUGGGCGGCCCGCCGGCCGGUGGUCCGAUGGGAGCCGGUGGACCACCCGGUGGACCGAUGGGUGGACCUCCACCGCCCGGUCACCAGCAGCCACCGAUGGGCGGUGGUGCUGGCCAACCCUACAACGCAUUCGGCGGAAUGAACAACAUGGCAGAUGCGCAACCCCAGACCCAGCAGCAUCAGCAGCAACAGCAGCAGCAGCAGCAGCAGCAGCAGACCCAGCACCAGCCGCACCAACAGCAACAGCAACCUCCACAGCAACAACCACAACAGCAACCUCCUCCUACCCCUACUACUUCUUCUCAACAACAAUCGCAAUCGGAAACGGAAUCGGGACAAGCACCGUCCGACCACCGAUCGAUAAGCGACAGUCUAUUGUUGACUUCGUCUGGUUCCGGCCCGAUUGGUGGCGGUAGUGGUGGUGUUGAGCCUUCUUCACGCCACCAGCAGAAGCAAUCGGCGGUGGAUUUGCCACGAUCGUCAUCUUUCCGCCCCUUGCUCACUGCUUCUUCCUCUUCCACUGGCUCGUCGGGAGUCAUCCGAACGAUUCCACUGUCGCCAAGGGCUGGCAUCAUAUCCACCGAGGCCGGCGGUAGUGGUGCAGAGAACUCUCCUCGAACCGGCAGCACCGGCGCUGCUGCCGGUGGUGGUCGUGGCAGCGGAUCUGGAUCACUCACUAAGCGUGAACAGAAUCAACGGCAGCAAGGAAGUGGUGGUUCGCGUUCAGGAACACCGAGCAACAUGCUGUCUCGCAAGAGCCCAACGGUGGACAUUGCUGUACAAACGAACCAGCAGCAGCAACAACAAUCGCAUCUGCAUCAGCAACAGCAGCCGCAGCAGCAACACCACCACCAUCAAGGUCAGCAGCAACAGCAACCUCAGCAGCAGAUGUUGCAACCAAACAAUCGCGAUGCCGGUAAUAACCAGCGAAACAAGAAUAACAACCAUCGGGGAAACCAGAACCACCAGAACAACAAUAACCAGCGCGAGAGACGCGAUUCUGGCAAGCAGCAGCAACAACAGCAGGGUGGUGAUAAUCAACUAAAGGAUAACUUCACCAACAACAAAGGACGGCAGCAACAAAACCAGCAACAGCAGCAGCAGCAGCAAGGUCCAGGGCAGCAGCAUCGUUGGAACAAUAAUCGUAAUCACCAGAACCAAAACAAUGGUGGCAACAAUUUGCGUGGUCGCCCACGUGGGAACAUUGGCCAACCACAGCAACAGCAACAGGGUGUCGGUACAGGUGCCGGCCAGCGGGCAAAGAAUUUGCUAAAGUUCGAAAACGAUUACGAUUUCGAGCAGGCCAACAAUAAGUUCGAAGAACUGCGUUCGCAACUCUCUAAACUUAAGGUGGGCGAAGAAGUGAAACCAGAGCAGAUCACAACUGAAACGUUGGAUAAGAAGGAUGAUUCGGGCAACGAAACCGGUGCCGGUGAGCACGAGCAGGAAGAUGAGGAAGUGAUUUGCUACGACAAGGCAAAAUCCUUCUUCGAUACCAUCUCGUGCGAGGCGGUUGAGCGUGCUAAGGGGAAGCAGCAACGUACCGAUUGGCGCCAGGAGCGUAAACUCAACACUGAAACGUUCGGUGUCGGUUCCACCCGGCGUGGAGGGUAUAAUAGACGUGGGGGUUACUUCAACCGCGGCCCCAACAACUACCAUCGCGGAAGCAACAAUUACCGCGGGGGUAGCAACAACUACCGAGGACGCAGCGGGAAUCGUAACAACCAGAUGAAUGGUGGCAAUGGUAUGCCGCAUAACCGAGUGGCUGGCGGAGGUCAGCAGUCCGGUAACCAGCAGAGCGGAGCAGGUCAACAAAACCAACCGUCCGCUACAUCUCAACCGAGCCAAGAGCAACCGCAGCAGCAACCCGCGGUCAUAGAGGUCGCUGCCGUUUUGCGACCAGCGAACGAGUACAACAUCAAGGAAAAGAUUAUUCAGGCUAACCAGGAGUCGUUUGCGAUUCCGACACCCCCUUCACCGCGUCAUCAUGGGAUCGGUGAGCGAAGGGUCACAUUUCGCGAGCAGCUAGUCGACUACGAACCGGACGAGUACAGUAGUGAAGAUGAUGGCUACGGUGGUGGCGCAGGAGCCGGUGGUGGUGGCCGUAAGCGAAAUGCCGUCAUAGAAACGGUGGCCGAUGUGCACCGUGAUGCGGAUAACUGCUCGCAGCGAACCAAUAGCGGAACGGAUGCGGACACGAUCAUCGAAGAGCUACACUUAGAGGAUCGGAGCGGUCAUGAGGAGGACGAGGAAGGAGAGGAGGAAGUGGUAGAGGAAGAGCAACUAGAGUACGACGAGGACGAUGAGAACGGCGUCGGAGCAGGCGAUCGGAUCGAGAAGCAUAAGACUGGUGUGGAGGCCGAACCAUCGGACGUCGUCUCGGAGGAAGACUAUGGUGAAGAGGAAGUGGCCGAAGGGGAGGACAUACUAGAGGAAGGAACCGGAGUAGAGGGUGAGCAGGAUGAUGAUGAAGAAGAAGAGGAAGAACCGACCGAUGGAUCCAGCAUGGACACGGAGAUACACAAUCCGGGCAGCAGCGAGGAAAUUAGUAGUAGCCCGCUCAAGACGUACCGCAGUGAGGCCGAUUCGCGAUCGGGAUCGGGAGAUUCUCAAGCCGAGGAUGGGACCAGUGCGGGUGAGCAGCAACAGCAACAACAGCGUGGUGAUGAUUACGACGAUCACUACGAAGAUGACGAUGAGGAACAGUCUGAGCGGCACACGCGGAAUGGCGGUGAGUGUUCCGAUGAGGAGGAUCAACGGCCACCACUGGAAUCGCACCGUAACCGUCGUUCCGUUAACUGCCGCCGAAAGUGCUGCCGGCACAAGAAAUCGAAGGCCGACAAACUGCCGUACUACAACGGUUUCCGUUCGGAGUAUGGACUAUCGCGAGAGGAGCUGGAGGAGAAAACACGUCGGCUGGAAGCACGUCGCAAGCGGGUCCGGGAGCGACAACAGCGUCGAACGGCCGAGCAACGGCAGAAGGCACAAUCGAACGAAGAAGCCUUUGCCGCGUGGCUACACGGGAAGCUGCGGAGCUCGAUUAACAAGCACCAGAACAUGUACGACGUUCGGCAUCAGAGCGUCGGGGGGCAGCACAGCAGACAACAGCUGCAUCCGAUUCAACGACGAAGGAACGCCAUCCAUACGAUGCAUCAGCUUUCAUAUGGAUAGAAUUAGGUUGGUCUCAUUGCACAGUACCCGCGGUUGCGUUA
Molecule: messenger RNA, 4008 nt
Organism: Anopheles darlingi
Lineage: Eukaryota; Metazoa; Arthropoda; Insecta; Diptera; Culicidae
Gene: tral
Exons: 10
Coding region: 428-3967 (1179 amino acids)
Biological process (GO): P-body assembly; cytoplasmic stress granule assembly
Cellular component (GO): P-body
Molecular function (GO): mRNA binding
Source: RefSeq, a predicted model, not a curated record